This is a messenger RNA of Acytostelium subglobosum LB1, 813 nucleotides long. RefSeq lists its product as hypothetical. The transcript has 2 exons. The record is from RefSeq and is a predicted model, not a curated record. Lineage: Eukaryota; Evosea; Eumycetozoa; Acytosteliales; Acytosteliaceae. The annotation marks the transcript as partial.
AUGGACCCAAAGAUCAUACGUAUAGGAUGUGGUGCAGGCUACCAAGGCGACAGAGUACCACCAGCACUCAAGUUGGUAAAGGAAGCAAAGUUAGACUACUUGGUACUGGAGUGUUUGGCCGAGAGAACACUGACUGACAGUAUCCGACGUAUGAAGAAUGGUGGCAAGGGCUUUGAUCCACGUCUGAAAGAGUGGCUAGAGGCACUGCUGCCGGCAGCCUCACAGAACAAUGUCAAGAUCAUCACAAACAUGGGCGCGGCAGACCCCAAGGGCGCAGGCGAGGAGGCUCUGGACGUCGCCAACGCACUCGGAAUUGACCUGAGGAUCGUUGUGGUGAGCGAGGUUGUUGGCGACAGUGGCGAGCUCAAAUCGAUAAGCACCAUCGUCAAGAAAAGCUCUGCCUCCUCGAACCAACCCCUGUCUAAGCUCGUCGCCAUGCCAAGUUCCAACGGCUUCUCCGUAGUCGAUAGCAACUUCAACGAUGAAGAGAAUGAAAACUGGGAAGUUGGAUGUACAUACCUUGGCGCGGACGCCUUGAUAGAUGCUCUCAAGCUUGAUGCUGACCUAGUUGUAUUCCUCUUCGAGUGGUGCAUCAUCGCCACCUCAAGACUAUGGCCAUCGCGUCCAUCACACGCUGAACAACCAUGUGGUCCGCUACCAGGGCAACGGCAACAGUGCCUGGCGCAACCCUCUGUAUACAAUCAUCGACACGGCUCGCCUGUCCGGCCGGGUGCUGCUCUACAACAUCGCGCACUCAAGGAGUGGCGACAAGGGCGACAUCUCCAACAUCAGUUUGAUACCAUACAACCCAGC